AUGUUCAACUCUGCCUUCACCCUCGUUCCCCUUCUCUUCACUUUAUCUGUGGUCAAUGCGGCCACCAACGACUGGAGCGUUCCAUGCAACAACGGCCGCUGUUCAUACGACAUGCCCGCAAACACCAACGGCGCUGCUGGAAGUGUCACCAUUUGGGGAUCACCGAACGCCAUUGCCGACAUCACCUCAGCAGGAGGCUGGACGAUUCUUGACUGUGACAAGGCACUCACAGAGCAGGAAAUCCGCCUCGUCUGCAAGAACACAGCCGAAUGUGAUCGCCUUGAUCAGAAUGGAGGUGCUGAGGGAAAGAUUGUACGACUCCCUGAAAGCUGUGGUGCCAAUGCAUUCGCUCGCGUUGCGAGAUCCUGGGUCCACGCCGAUCAGAGUAUCCCUGAAGGUGUGGCCUCGAAGGUCGCUCGCCGUCAGAAUGGUGCCGCCCCUCAGGUUCGCGGUCUUGCAAUCGACACCAAGUUCAGCGAAGCACUUCCCACCAAUGGCGAAGUCAUGAUUGCCAUUCAGGGCUCGACAAUCCCCGGGCUCGCAGGCAAUCUGACAGUCACAGCUCCCGGUGCUCUCAGCCGCCGAAGCCGUGUGUAUGCUCGGGGAACUGUAUCCAAUUUCAUUUCCGGCGUAUACGAUUCAUUCCUCCGACUUGCUCCGAAGGAGAUCAAGAAGUCAUCUCCCGUGAAGUUCAAGCAGAGCCUCCCGAUAUUUGAGCAGCAACUGGAGUGCGGGCCAGUUACCGGUAAGAUCAAGGGAUCUGCCGGAGCGGCUGUCGACGCGACAAUUGCUAUCGGGGUGGGUGCCCUCGGGACGUUGACCAAGCCAGCAAAGCUCACAGAUUUGGGCCUCACCAUCGGCAUCGACGGUGAUAUCGAAGGCUCACUUACAAUGUCAACGAAUAUCGCAGGCAAGAUCGACGGAAAGAAGGAGCUUUUCAGUGUCGGCCUACCUGGAUUGAGCUUCCCUGGGCUCUUCGAGAUCGGUCCUUUCUUCAAGAUUGAGGCUACCGCUGAGGCCAAGGUAGAUCUCAACUCUGAGAUUGAUAUUGGCUUCAAAUAUCGCGCGGAUGAUGUCCGACUAUUCUUCCCUCGCUCUGACAGGCAUCCGCCAAAGGGUGCUUUCAACCCAGAAUCCCGACCGCUCUCCAUUUCCUUGAGCCCAAGCCUCUCGUCGACUGCCAGCUUAGAAGCCCAUAUCAUCCCGAAGCUCGCCAUCGGUGUGAAUGGACUUGGGAACAAAGCGGACAUCUUCGUCGAUCUCGAUUCCAAAGCGACGGCCAAAGCAACGAUCAAGGCUAGCGCCAAAGCAGUGAUCAAUGCCAGGGAAGAGCAGGAGGACACACGUAGCCUCGCUGUUAGACAAACGGUGACGAAGACGCCUGCCAACACUGCGGAGACGAGCGUCGAUGGAUGCGUGGACGUUUCUGCAGGCCUGUCUGUGAAUGUUGGUGCAGAGGCGUCUUUCCUGGGGUUGUUCGACAAAGAGAACAAACUCGAGUUCCCCGUGAAGAACUUCUCUCUCUUCCAGUCCCCUGGAUGUGCCAAGGUGAACGCAAGAGAUGUUGCUCGUAUGAGUAUGAAGCGAAAUGCAUUGGUGAAGCGUUUGGAAUGCACGUCAACUACGCUGGCGGGCAAUCUGGUUGCUGUGGCAAAGAACUUCUUAGGCAAACCUGCUGCAGUCACCGGCCGUAUCUAA
Messenger RNA from Pleurotus ostreatus (oyster mushroom), 1698 nucleotides. RefSeq lists its product as uncharacterized. The record is from RefSeq and is a predicted model, not a curated record. Bases 1 to 1698 code for a protein of 565 amino acids. The transcript has 12 exons. NCBI's taxonomy places the organism in Eukaryota, Fungi, Basidiomycota, Agaricomycetes, Agaricales, Pleurotaceae.